Messenger RNA from Diaporthe amygdali, 294 nucleotides. RefSeq lists its product as uncharacterized. NCBI's taxonomy places the organism in Eukaryota, Fungi, Ascomycota, Sordariomycetes, Diaporthales, Diaporthaceae. Bases 1 to 294 code for a protein of 97 amino acids. The transcript has 4 exons. The record is from RefSeq and is a predicted model, not a curated record.
AUGAAGUUCCUCUACAUGAUCACUCUGGUGGCUGGCGUGUCCGCUAUUGCCAUUGAGCCUCGUCACCAUCAAGGAAAAGGAAAGGGCGGCAAGGGCAAAGGAGCAGCGGCAGGAGGAGCAGCUGCAGGAGGCGGUUUGGCAGCUUUGCUUGGUGGAGCUGCCGGUGCAGGUGCUGGCGCUGGCGCUGCAGGAGGGGCUGCUGGCGGUGCAGACGCGGCGGCUCAGGGUGGAAAUGCGGCAGGCGGCGCAGGCGGCUUGGCUGCUCUUUUGGGCGGUGCUGCGGGCGCGAACUGA